This is a messenger RNA of Nyctereutes procyonoides (raccoon dog), 2224 nucleotides long. RefSeq names its product secreted and transmembrane 1 (gene SECTM1). The transcript has 7 exons. The coding region runs from base 1048 to 1527 and encodes 159 amino acids. Gene Ontology annotation, molecular function: cytokine activity. NCBI's taxonomy places the organism in Eukaryota, Metazoa, Chordata, Mammalia, Carnivora, Canidae. Gene Ontology annotation, biological process: immune response. The record is from RefSeq and is a predicted model, not a curated record.
GCAGGGGCGUCUGCGCCACUGGGCACCAUGUUGUGUUUUCUGAUUUAAGGAAAGCUGUUUUGUAACAAUACUCAGGGAAUUCGGGCAGAUCUUAUCUGAGGUACCAGGGAAACCCCAGCGGAGGAAGUUUCCAUGAGUUUUUCUAGAACCUUCCACCCACGUAAACAAUAUUCAAGAGCAGACUCAUUCAGGAAGGACCCGGGCGGCUGCGUCUCCACUCGCCAGCAGAUUCCAGUUCGAAGGGAAAAGUCGGUUUCAGCUCCGUUAACGUUCUCGUGGCGCAAGCAGCCUGAAGGGGAGAUAGAGGCCCCGGCUUCCCAGGGCGAAAGCAGCUCGGGCAGCUCCGGGCGCUGGGGUGGCGGCGCCGGCAGGUGGGGCCGGGCCGAGGGCCGGCAGGGCGGCCCGGGAGGGGAAGACUCGAACCCCUCGCAGCACCUGCAGGCUUCGAGGGGAUUCGUGAGCCGGACGGAAAUCGACCCCGUGUGUCGGUCCGCGGGGUCCCCACCGUCGGGGAGGCCCUUGUGAAGGACCUCGAGCCACAGCAAAUAACGCUGGACUUUCCACGAAACCUUGAAGCUUUGAAGGAAAACGCAGCGCGACGUAAACGUGUAGAGUCUUUUUAUUCCACAAACAAUCCAAGAGGAACCGAGGGAGCAGGAACAGGCGCCUGAUGCCGGGCGACGCGUGAGAGACACGUGAGAGACGGCCCGGGGACCCAGGGCCCAGGACGUCUUUCCAGCGGCUCUUUCUCGUCACCUGUUCUCUGUUGCCUGCUCUUGUUUCACAACAGGGCGCGUGUAUAAAGAGGAGAAGAAAAGCUGUCCUGGCCUGAAGGGAGUGUCCCAAGAACCAGUGAGGAGGACGCAGGACCCCUGACACUUGCCACCCUGUCCUGCUAGCCAUGCUGACCUUGACAUUCCCCCUUCUGGCUCUCCCCUGCUCUGGACCACCCUCCCGGCCACCUCCCUGAGUGUUCAGAGUGGACAUUGGGACAACCCCAGCUGCACCAAAGGCGUGGUUUCCGUGUCCAGAGGGGAGCGUGCCGUGAUGGCCUGCAACAUCUCCAACGACUUCCGGGGCAUCGUCAUCCACCGGGGUCCCCACAGGAAGGGCCAGGCCCUCUUCCGCGUCAGGCGUCCAGGAUAUUUCAGCCGGGCCGGGUGGCAGCUCCACGUCCAGGGAGGCACGGCACAGCUGGUGAUUGACGAUGCGAAUGACACCCAGGCGGGGUACUAUAUGUGGCAUCUCCAGGGCCGGCAGAGAAAUGUCAGAGUCACCAUGCUGAAUGUCUCAGAGGCAGAGCCCCAAGAUCUGAAGGAGACAGGACAUCUGCUCUUCGCUUCUUCGCGCGACCCGGACAUGGACACGCCACACCUGCCCAGGGCCAAAGACCAGCUCAACGUGGUCGUUGUGGUCAUUAGCGUCAUUGUCUUCCUGGGUCUCCUGCUGGUCAGCAUGUCCGCCUGCACCAAAAGCAUAUUUCCCCGCCCCUAUGCCUUCUGGAAGUACGAGGCCCCCCGGGUCUGACACCCGGCUCCUCUGGAGGCUGGUGGUAGUAGAGGUCACCCCAGGCUGCAGGUGCGAAGUGGAGCAGAGAGCACACGCCCCUCGGUUCAAGGACCCCAGGUGCUGUGGCAGGUGCCUACCCCAGCCAGGCCCUCCGGGUCCCCAGAGCACUGGCUUUGUGGCAGGACGCCCUGGAGGACACACAGAAGCUGGGCUUCCUGCUCCUUCCAGGAGACCGCGUCCCGAGGGUGCAUCUGCGUGUAUGUGAGCACGUGUGGCCUGCGCGGUCCUGAGUGUCUGCGCCACAGAUCGCUGACUCUGAGCAGAGGAGUGAGGCCCUGUGAGGAGGGUGACCAGCGGGCCUGAAACCCAGAACCGACCCCAGGAGCCCUUCCCGACCCUGAGGCCACCAGCCCCUUCCGUUCCCCCCUUCCUGGCAGGGAGCUUGCUUCUUCCUCUUCCUGGGUCUCUCAUGAAUAAAUAAAAUCUUUUUUAAAAGCUAAAAAUAAGGGAUCCCUGGGUGGCGCAGCGGUUUGGCGCCUGCCUUUGGCCCAGGGCGCGAUCCUGGAGACCCGGGAUCGAAUCCCACGUCGGGCUCCCGGUGCAUGGAGCCUGCUUCUCCCUCUGCCUGUGUCUCUGCCUCUUUCUUCUUUCUCUCUUUCUCUCUGUGUGACUAUCAUAAAUAAAUUUUAAAAAAUUAAAAAAAAGCUAAAAAUAA